Molecule: messenger RNA, 1315 nt
Organism: Magnolia sinica
Lineage: Eukaryota; Viridiplantae; Streptophyta; Magnoliopsida; Magnoliales; Magnoliaceae
Product: membrane-anchored ubiquitin-fold protein 3-like
Exons: 4
Coding region: 576-932 (118 amino acids)
Molecular function (GO): protein binding
Source: RefSeq, a predicted model, not a curated record
UGCUUUCAGUGGACUGUGUUAAAAAUCUCAUUUAGAAAGUUUCCAUCUGGGGGUAGUUUCUUUGAUUAUUAUAACAUGAUUUCUUGGAUUUCUUGCCAGUUCUAAAUGGAUUCUUUGAUUACUACUCUUGAGAGAUUUGAUCUGGGUUUUUCUGGGUUUUCUGUCUGACAUAAAAAUCUAUUUAAAACAUGAGGUUUUGAAUUAGAUUUUUCUUGAAAAAGAGGGGUCUUGGAGGGACUUCCCAUCUAUUCAUUUCAUGCAGAUUUUUGGAGGUUUGAACUGAAAGAAUCUGUAGAUUCGACAUGGGUUUUGUUACUUUUUGUUUAUAAGGAUUUGAGCUCUUUCAAAAGUCAGUUUUCCGAUGAAAAUUGCGUCGAGAAGCAGCAUUUUGGAGAGAUUUCAAUGAAUCUGCCCUGGUUUCUGGUUGGUUUUGUCUGUUAGGUCGCAAUCAGUUGAAAAACUCCGACCUUCGAUCGAAAUCUCGUCGAAAAGUUCGGGUUUUAUUGCCUGUUUGACGGUUUUGAGGGCGAGGAUUAUUGGAAUUUCAUGUUGGUUUUCUCUGUAAGGUUCUUAUAAUGGCGGGAGAGGAUUUGAUUGAGCUUAAAUUCAGGCUUUUCGAUGGGACCGAUAUUGGCCCGAACAAGUACGAUCCUACUACCACCAUAGGAUCUCUCAAAGAAAUCAUUGUAUCUCAAUGGCCGCAAGACAAAGAAAAUGCUCCAAAAACAAUAAAUGAUGUGAAGCUCAUCAAUGCGGGGAAGAUACUUGAGAACGACAAGAUGCUUGUUGAGUCCGGAGUACCAGUUGGAAAGCUUCCUGGGGGAGUCAUCACAAUGCAUGUUGUUGUGCCGCCUCCCUCAUUGCAGAAAAACAAUGAGAAACCGCUAACAGAUUCUGCAAAGAAGAACAGAUGUGCAUGCUCAAUCCUGUGAUGCUACCAAACAGCUUGAUGCCAUUUUCAUCUGAUGCUUUUAUGUCUUUCUGGUUACAGCACAUCCAAUACAAGCUCAAUUUGGAAGCUUAGCUUUUCCAAUUCACAAAUUGGGAAGUGUGUGCAUAAUAAGAUUGGAGGUCUGCAAUUGUAUUUAUGUUAUAAGCACAUGGGCUUCCUACUUGGCAGAACAUCAUGUUUCUUCCUGAUUGUAAUGGAGUCAGGAUACCAAAUUUGAACAGGAUUAAAUGAUGGAGAAUGUCACAGGGGAAUGUGCAUGACCCAGUGGCACAGUGCCUUUUAUCUCAACCAUUGCUUUGGAUGAUGAACAAUUCUUCUCUGUAGGCACUGUAAGUUACGAGAAUAAAAUGUUUCUUUCUGCUA